AAGCAUAUGGUGGCAAAACCAGAGCAAUUUUUUACGAUGCUUUUGAAAGAGAUGAUCAGCUAACAGUGGAAUAUUAUACAUGCUGCUCUGCUGUUGCGUUUUCUAGAGAGCUAACUGGAUUUUUUAGCUAUUUUAAGCUAAAAUUUAGUUAUAAAAUAAAGAGCAUGGACGCUCUUAACAUUCCUUUUGUUUCAUUGCCUGUCUUGUAAAAAAAAAAAAAAUCUAAAAACAGAAGUGAAGAUAGAAAUAACAGCACAACAGCCUGUCUAAACUCAAGUUAUUUCUGAUUUUCGAAGGACUGCAUUGAUUGAUUAGAGGCAGAGUAUCGGGGAAAGAAGCCAUUUUGAUUCAUGGGUUAAGAUAUCUGGGGCUUCAUGCUACAAAGGAUUGGAGCCAAUAAAACCAUUCACACUGUUGAGAAUUGUGGAUUGGGAUCAUGGGCUGCAUUUGCUCGAAAGUCAGUAGAGCCACUAAAUAUUUAGAGAGAAGAGUCAAAAGAAAAGAAACAACCAAGCCUGCCAAACGGUUAGUUUCUUUAUCCAAAAGCGAUGAAGUUGUGGUAGAGGUUGAUGGUAAUGCUAAUGGUUCCACGGCUAGUUUGAUAUCUGACCAACCUGGAAAUGAUAAUGCGGAGUCUACUCCAGUUUCAUACGAUGAAGGAGAAAAGAAGGAAAAAAUCGAACAGGUUAAUAAUCAUCAAAGGAUUACUAGUAUAGUGAGUAUGAGCAAUGGAGAGAGAGGAGCACAAGUUGUUGCUGGUUGGCCUUCUUGGCUGACCUCUGUGGCUGGAGAAGCAAUCAAUGGAUGGGUGCCUCGAAGGGCAGAUUCAUUUGAGAAGUUGGAUAAGAUUGGACAAGGAACAUAUAGCAGUGUGUACAAAGCUCGUGAUCUUGAAACAAACAAGACAGUGGCAUUGAAGAAGGUUUGCUUUGCUAAUAUGGAUCCUGAGAGUGUUCGUUUUAUGGCGAGAGAAAUCAUCAUUUUGCGUAGACUUGAUCACCCAAAUGUUAUGAAGCUUGAGGGUGUCAUUGCUUCAAGAAUGUCUGGCAGUUUGUACCUUAUAUUUGAAUAUAUGGAGCAUGACCUUGCAGGGCUGUUGGCUUCACCAGGGAUUAAAUUCUCUGAAGCGCAGAUUAAAUGUUACAUGCAACAGCUUCUUCAUGGACUUGAACACUGCCACAAUCGUGGGAUAUUGCACCGUGAUAUAAAGGGCUCAAAUCUUCUGAUUGACUCUAAUGGCAAUCUCAAGAUUGCUGAUUUUGGACUGGCAACUUUUUUCUCUUCACCUCAGAAGCAGCCUCUAACAAGUCGGGUGGUUACACUGUGGUACAGACCUCCAGAGCUUUUGCUUGGUGCCACAGAAUAUGGAGUUUCUGUGGAUCUAUGGAGCACUGGUUGCAUUCUUGCAGAAUUGUUUGUUGGGAAGCAUGUCAUGCCUGGAAGAACAGAGGUGGAGCAACUGCAUAAAAUCUUCAAACUUUGUGGGUCACCUUCUGAUGAGUACUGGAAGAGAUCAAAACUGCCGCAUGCAACCAUUUUCAAACCUCAACAUCCUUAUAAACGUUGUGUUACCGAGACAUUUAAGGACUUUCCUUCAUCAGCUUUGGCCUUGCUAGAUGUCCUUCUUGCUGUAGAACCCGAGGCCCGUGGGACAGCUCUUUCAGCACUUGACAGUGAGUUCUUCACGACAAAGCCUCUUGCUUGUGAUCCAUCAACUUUGCCGAAACACCCACCAACAAAAGAGUUUGACGUUAAGUUUCGGGAUGUGGAUGCUAGAAGGAGGAGAGCAGCUGGAGGUAAAGGGCGUGGAUACGAAUCAACUAGAAGGGGUUCAAAAGAAAGUAAAGUCGUGCCAGCACCUGAUGCCAAUGCGGAGUUGCAAGCAUCCAUACAGAAUCGACAAGGACAGUCUAAACAAAUAAGCAUUAGUGAAAUUUACAAUCAUGAAGCGGAUGGUGUUGCUCGCUCUCCCAUUGGGCCUGCUAAAGGAACAGCAAGAAAUAUUUACUCACAUCCUGGCCAGUCGGUGCAUCCUAUGAACCUUGGAUCUUCACAUAAUAUGAAUAUCAGUGAAACUUUCAGGGCUUCUGGGCAAGAUUUUAUUUCUUCAAGGCAGGCUGCAGAAUUGAGAGCUCAGAGAUCUUUCAUUGAACAGGGAGCGGUCCUGUUGUCUAGGUUUUCUAAUUCAGUUGCAGUUAGAGGUGAUUCACAGUUUCAUGUUAGCAGUUCAACUAAGCUGAAUUCGCACUGGCCAGAGGGGAGUUUUAAUGCUAGGCAUAACAGUCUGGAUGAUUCCUCCCACGGUCAAUUAGGCAGGCCAAACUUCUCCAAUAAGAGGCCUGGUUUGGAUUCAACAACGGAUUACUCAACAAAGAAAGGCCAUGUCCACUACUCUGGACCAUUGGUGCCUCGAGGAGGAAACGUUGAGGAAAUGCUCAAAGAGCAUGAGAAACAAAUCCAGCGAGCUGUGCGUAAAGCUCGUUUGGACAAGAACACCAAUGAAAGUGGACACACUGAAUCACUAUUUUAUCACGGGAGAAUAAAUGGUAGAUGACCCGGACAAGUUUUGACUGAGCAUCGCAAAUGAUAUAAAUUGGGGCCGUUCCUAUGGGAAUACAAUGACGAUUAUGGAAUAUCAGUGCCCAUCAGAUAGUUACAAGCAUCUCCCAUAACUGGCAUGACCUUGAACCACAAAAGGGAGAUACAUGAAACGCCAAUCAAAUCCAUCACUAACAGUGCAGGACAAGACUGGCCUUGGUUUUUUUUUUUUUCCUCGACGCCAAGCAUGUUUCUGCCAAAUCAUUAUCCUUGGUCCUAGCAGUGACUGGUUUCAAAGGUAUGCUUUUUUGCAGCUGAACAUCUGAUUUUUUGGAUCAAUUUUCCCCAUUCUGUGGCGAGGCUGCAACAAUCCCAAUUGCCACUCCAAAAUGUUGCUCAAGUUAGCUUUAUAACAAUACUACACAAGUGUAACAUGCCCUUUACUUUGCCCUAGUUGGCACAUGAUGGAUAGCAAUAUAAUGAAGGAAAAAAAAAAGAUUUAUUUGAUCCUGGAUU
Molecule: messenger RNA, 3054 nt
Organism: Populus euphratica (Euphrates poplar)
Lineage: Eukaryota; Viridiplantae; Streptophyta; Magnoliopsida; Malpighiales; Salicaceae
Product: probable serine/threonine-protein kinase At1g09600
Exons: 9
Coding region: 437-2554 (705 amino acids)
Biological process (GO): positive regulation of transcription elongation by RNA polymerase II; protein phosphorylation
Cellular component (GO): nucleus; cyclin-dependent protein kinase holoenzyme complex
Molecular function (GO): RNA polymerase II CTD heptapeptide repeat kinase activity; ATP binding
Source: RefSeq, a predicted model, not a curated record